GGCAAGACAGGUGGCAAGACUGGCGGCAAAGGCGACUCUCAUGCAAAGACAACUAAGUCGCACUCCGCAAAGGCUGGUUUACAGUUCCCCUGCGGUCGCAUAAAGCGUCACCUCCGAACCAUCACCCGUCAAAAGACGCGCAUCGGCGCGAAGGCCUCCAUCUACCUCACGGCUGUGCUGGAAUACCUCACCGCCGAAGUCCUUGAGCUUGCCGGCAACGCUGCCAAGGAUCUCAAAGUUAAGCGCAUCACGCCUCGUCAUCUCCAACUCGCGAUUCGCGGUGACGAAGAACUGGAUACCCUGAUUCGCGCCACCAUCGCUUUCGGAGGUGUCCUUCCCCACAUCAACCGCGCCCUGUUGCUGAAAGUGGAGCAAAAGAAGAAGGGAAAGCUUCCUGAGGCCUAA
Messenger RNA from Lindgomyces ingoldianus, 405 nucleotides. Its product is annotated as histone H2A.Z. NCBI's taxonomy places the organism in Eukaryota, Fungi, Ascomycota, Dothideomycetes, Pleosporales, Lindgomycetaceae. Gene Ontology annotation, molecular function: DNA binding; protein heterodimerization activity; structural constituent of chromatin. The annotation marks the transcript as partial. Gene Ontology annotation, cellular component: nucleosome. The transcript has 2 exons. The record is from RefSeq and is a predicted model, not a curated record.